This is a messenger RNA of Exophiala mesophila, 1075 nucleotides long. RefSeq lists its product as uncharacterized. Lineage: Eukaryota; Fungi; Ascomycota; Eurotiomycetes; Chaetothyriales; Herpotrichiellaceae. Gene Ontology annotation, molecular function: 2-oxoglutarate-dependent dioxygenase activity. Gene Ontology annotation, cellular component: cytoplasm. The transcript is spliced from 6 exons. The coding region runs from base 29 to 1075 and encodes 348 amino acids. The record is from RefSeq and is a predicted model, not a curated record.
CCAGUCCCUUCAUCUGUUCAUCGCCAAGAUGAGUACUACUCAGGUCGGCAUCACCGAAGCUGUGCUUCAUUACAAGCCUCCUCAUCCUCCGGUCGAGGAGUUUGAGCCUCCCAAGGAUCGAGCCUUCUUUGCUGAUCCCGAGAAGAAAUCGUUACUGAGCGCCGUCACCAAGAUCCGGAAUUUGACUCCUUAUAUCGGAACCGAACUGGUCGGUAUCCAGUUGAGCAAGCUCACGCCGGCUCAAAAGGAUGAUCUCGCUCUGCUAAUUGCAGAGAGAGGAGUUGUCUUCUUCCGAGACCAGGACAUCACACUAGAUGAACAGCACGAAUUGGCCAAACACUAUGGCAUUCAAGACCGAGACCCCAAUCAACAAGAUCCUCGUCAUGUUACCAUCCUAGGCAAUAACAACGAUGUUCGCGCAUACCAAAACUUUUCAUCUGAGUUCCACUCCGACCAUUCCCAGGAAGUAAAUCCUCCGUCGUACACUCUGCUACGGAUGGUUCGAACACCCGAAUCUGGAGGCGAUACUAUCUUUACAAGUCAGACGGCGCUGUACGAUAAAUUGAGCCCCAAGUAUCAACAGUACCUGGAAGGAUUGCACGGAGUGCAUAGCUCCGAGCAAGGAUUUAUCAAUUCCGUGAAUAGCGGAUACAAGCCAUUCCGAGGACCUGUGCGACGAGAGCAUCCACUCAUCCGAACCCACCCUGUCACUAGACUCAAGUCACUGUUCUACAACCCGUCGUACGUCGUCCAUAUCUCCGAACUCAAGGGUCAGGAAGCGAUCCACACUCUCAACUUUCUGCGCGAGCAUCUGCACGCAGCCGACGACCUGACGGUGCGAUGGAAGUGGGAGCCUGGCAGUGUCGCAUUCUGGGACAACCGCGUCGUCGCCCACAAGGCUGUUCCGGGGGGUUACGACCCAACCCUGCGUGAGGGCAAACGUACCGCCGUCUAUGGAGAGAAGCCUUUCUAUGAUCCAAAUUCAGAGAGCUUGUCUCAACGGAUCGCUCGUGUGGGGGGCGACCCGGCUAAGAAUGAGAUUAUCAAUCUUCAUUUCAAAAGCCCACACGUUUGA